This is a messenger RNA of Arachis duranensis, 3510 nucleotides long. Its product is annotated as transcription factor PIF3. Gene Ontology annotation, molecular function: DNA-binding transcription factor activity; protein dimerization activity. Gene Ontology annotation, biological process: regulation of DNA-templated transcription. The record is from RefSeq and is a predicted model, not a curated record. NCBI's taxonomy places the organism in Eukaryota, Viridiplantae, Streptophyta, Magnoliopsida, Fabales, Fabaceae.
UUAGAAAGCAACCUGAAUCAAUUCCAUUUCUAAUUCUCUCUCCUCUUCUCUUCUCUCCUCUCUGACUCUGCAUUUGGUCGUGUUGACGAGUGAUGAUCACUAUUUACUCCUCAAUUUUCUUCUCCAACUAUUUCGCUUCCUUCUUCCUUUGUUUCUCUCCCAAUAUUUUGGUUUCCUCUUCUUCUGAGCUCUCACACACUCAAGAACUCUCAAAUUAGAACUCUUCCUUUGGACUAAGAAAUUUUUGUUCUUUACACCAAAUUUUGUUACUUUUUUUAUACCCAGUUGAGGAUUUUUACGCGCACCUUACUGGGUGCUCUCUGCUCUGAAGCUUCACUUGUUAUUGGAGUUUUCAGAACCGGACGCUGAUUAGUGUUUAAUAUACUAGUAUAAUAUAUAAUAAUAAUGAUAAUAAGAUCGAAUCUUUUUAAAUUGUUGACAUGGUCCUUACUUUAUUUGACAAGUUUUGUGGAUGAUAUAGCCAUUAAAAGAAUUUGUUUGACUGAUCCUCUUCUCUAUUAUUAAUUUUUUAUUAUAUAUAUAGCUUUUGUUUCCUGAUAAGGACUGUGCCCAUUAAAAAGAAAGAUUAUAUUUGGGGCAAAAAAUUAUCACUGUUGUUUCUAUUUAUCUUUUCAUAUUUUUAUAGUCAUAAUUAGCGUAGGUUGUUUCUCACAGUGUAGUAGUGGGGCUUGCGUCAAGCUUUCAUGUAUUAUUAUUUGGGUUGUCGAAGGUGGUUCCCAGUUAUCAUAGUAUAGUAUUAUGUCGGAAGCCACAAUCACAAUAUUAUUAUUAGUGUCUCAGUUCCUUGGUUCUUAAAACUUAACAGUCCCCCCUUUUUUUUACAUCACAAUCCUUCAAUUCAUGAUGCCUUUGCAUGAGUUGUACCGCAAGGCCAAGGAGAAGCUUGAUUGUUCUAAAGAGAUCAAUAGCACAAGUGCAACUGAUCAUUCAACCGCACCAGAGAGUGAUUUCUAUGAACUUGUUUGGGAAAAUGGUCAGAUUUCAAUGCAGGGUCAGUCAAGUAGUAGAGGUAGAAAGAGUCCAACUUGUAAGAGUUUAACAUCUCAUUGUCCCAAGGGUCUUCAACAUAGGGAUGUAGUGGGAUAUGGUAAUGGUACCAAUAAUGUUAAUAUGAUGAGGAUGGGGAAGUUUGGGGAUUCAGAAAGUGGACUGAAUGAGAUUAGAAUGCCGGCUCCAUCUGCUGAAGACGAAGACGUGAUACAUUGGUUGAAUUAUGGAAUGGAUGAAUCUUUGCCACAUGACUAUGGUUCUGAUUUCAUACAUGAACUCUCUGGGGUCACCAUGCAUGAAAUCCCUCCCUUAAAUAACCUCUCUUUGUUGGACAAAAGAAGCAAUUCCAAUCAGUUACUUAGGGACUCUCACAAGAACUAUGCACGCCAUGCUUUUGGUUCAGAACAAGGGAUCCUUAACAAGGACUUUUCGGUUAUGGCUAAAGGAGAGAUUGAGAUCCCUAGACCCAAACCUAGUACAAGUCAAUUUUGCCAACCAUCAUCAUAUCAAUGUCAAGGAUCAUUUGCAUCUGUUAGGUCCAAAGCAUCAGAGAUAACAGAGAAUAAUGGUAGUAACCCUACUCAUCAAGUACCUUGUGGGGAACUGGCUCAGAUUUUCCCAUCUGCUUCAAGUGGUUUUUCUGGGUUAAAGUUGGAUAAGCAAGAUCAGGUUAUGUGCAGCAGUAGUUCCACUAUAAUGAACUUCUCCCAUUUCGCUAGACCUGCUGCUAUUGUGAAGGCUAAUCUUCAGAACAUUGGGUUGUCUUCAUCAAGAUCAGAUGGUAUUGAAAACAAAAAUAACGAUGCUUCUGCGACCGCAAGCAAUCCUCCUGAAUUAACAAAAGCUGGUUUUAGUGGCGAACAUCCGAAACAAUCCGCUGUGCACGAGCUGAAGAUUGUGGAGCCUUCUAAGGCUGAUUUGAAGCAAUUGGAGCCCUCUAAGGCUGAUUUGAAGCAAUUGGAGCCAAAAUCUCUUGAAGUGAAUGCUACUGUUUUGAGGCAAUCUGAUCCUGCUCGAAAAGAAGAUGUGUCAAAGAUUUAUCAAAGUUCCAAUCUACUUCUUUGUGAAAGUACCAAUAAAGGAGAGGAAGCUGUUGUAAAAAAUAUGGAGCCUGCAGUAGCCUCUUCAUCCAUUUGCUCUGGCAAUGGCGCAGAGAGAAUUUCGGGCAACCCAAACCAAAGUUUGAAGCGAAAAAGACAAGAAACAGAGGACUCUGAGUGCCACAGUGAAGAUGUUGAGGAAGAAUCAGUGGGUGUUAAAAAGGCAGGUCCAACACGAGGUGUUAAGAGAAGUCGUUCAGCUGAAGUGCAUAAUCUAUCUGAAAGGAGGCGAAGAGACAGGAUCAAUGAGAAGAUGCGUGCAUUGCAAGAUCUCAUACCAAACUGCAAUAAGGUGGACAAAGCUUCAAUGCUGGACGAGGCAAUCGAGUAUCUCAAAACACUUCAACUCCAAGUUCAAAUUAUGUCAAUGGGAGCUGGUUUGUAUAUGCCUCCAAUGGGUAUGCCUGACAUGAAUGGUGGACCUUCUAGAUUCCCAAUGAUUCAGGUGCCCCAAAUGCACAGAACUCAUCCUCCGGCCGCACCUAUGCCCGGACCCUCUGCAUUACAUGGGAUGGGAAGAUCAAAUCCUCCAGUGUUUGGCCUGCCUAGCCAGGGACUUCCAAUUCCAACUAUGCCGCGUGCUCCAAUGUUUUCUUAUCCAGGAGAGCCUGUUGCAAACUCACCAGCCUUACAACCAAAUGCUUGUGGAACAGCAGGACUUACGGAAACUGAGAAUCCAGCUUCAGCAUCUAACCAAAAGGAUCCAAUGCCAAUUAUGCAGAACACCAAUGGUUGUAACUCGACGAGUCAGACUACAAAACAGUGUGAAGCAGCAGCAGCUGGCAGGAUUGAACCCUCUGCCUCUCAGGCUAACGACGGCAGAGCUGUGGAUGCCACGAGAAAAGAUAACCUUGUGACUGAUAAAUUCGACUAGUAAGCGUGAGUGAUGACUAUAAAUAUGUCCCUUCAUGUUGAAUUUUUACUUAGAAUUUUUACUAUAAGCAUCUCUGCAAGUUCUAAUGCAGAGCGCACAGAACAGAGGAUUGAGGUUGAGCCAUCACAAUAACACCUUUGGGAAGCACAGAUAUUUCAGUCUCUUUGAACAAACCAUAUUACAUGUUACAUGUACAUCCUCUUGUGGCCUAAACAUAUUCAACUAUCUUUCUAAUGUUCCACUCAGAUAUCUUAUUAUUAUUCUUUGGCUUUAAUGAAAUAAUAUCUACAUGUUUUUUGGUAAGAGACCAUGGCAAAUAUGUUAACCCCACUUCCCAGUUCUCACUAGUUAUAGAAACAGGAGAAAAGUGGCAGCAUCAUAAUCUCUCUCUCUCUCUCUCUCAUAUUAAGACAUGGACUAUGUCAUGUCAAGACCCAAAUAAUAUAUGGGCUUGGAAAUCCUUCAUUAACAAAGCCAAGCCCAUCCUUGAAAUCUAUUGUUGAUUGGAAAAUUUACCAUAUAUUA